UAAGGGGGCCUGAGAGACAGGUCUGCAAGGACAAGAUUUUCUGUACCCUUUCAAAAGAGUCUCAAAAUCUCUAUCAUAUUAUUCAUAUUUUUCACUCAAAUACAUAUACAUAUAUACACACAUAUAAUUCAAUUCAUAUAUAGUACUAAUCAAACUUAGUUUACAAAAAAAAAACACCCUCUUAUGAAAGAUCAAAACUUUAUUAUAUCAAAGAUGGAUUUAUUAUACAUCUGAAGAAAAAGACUGCACCUUUUUUCUUUCUCUUUCUCUCUCUUUGACAAGAAAGCUUUGAUCUUUAAUAUAAUCUUCUUUUAAUUUUUGUUGGGUGGUGUCUCUAUCUUUGGAGCUCUCAUAAAGUUUUCUUUUUUAUUUUUUUUAAGGUAAUUAAUAAUAAUCAAAACUAACCUCUUUUUUUCCAAGUCCUCUGUUUUAGUAUUUUGCUCAUCACUAACUUCAUCAAAGUUUUGUUCUUUCCUCUCUUUCAGAUGAUGAGAAUAUAGUUUGAAGAUCAUCAUAGUACUCAAUCAUCAUCAUCAUCAUCAUCAUCAUCUUCAAUCACAUAUACAUAUAUAUAUAUAUAUAUAUAUAUAUUUGCAUGGCUAGUCAUAGAGUUGUAGAGACAACAACAGGUUUAUCAGAUUCAGGGCCAUAUGGAGUUUUUCAUCAUAACAUGAAUAUUAAUACUCCUUCAACUAGCUUCAUUAAUCAAGAUGGGUCAUCAGCUUUUGAUUUUGGUGAGCUUGAACAAGCAAUUGCUCUUCAAGGAGUUAAAAUAAGUGGUGGAAAUGAUCACCAUCAUCAUCAUCAUGAAGUUAAUAAUAAUAAUAAUAAUAAUAAUAAAACAACUUUAUUCACAACAAGCAGUAGUAACACUAACAACAACAACAACAACAACAGACCUGCAGCUACUCUGGAAAUGUUCCCUUCAUGGCCAAUGAGAUAUCACCAAACCCCAAGAGCAAGUUCAAAAUCUGGUGGUGGUGGUGAUGAUAGUACAGAUAAUUCAGGCUCAGCCAAAGCUGAUCAAACCCAAUUGGAAUCUGAAUCUCCUCUUAGUAACAACAACAUUAAUAAUAUCAUUAAUCAUAAUCAAAAAAACCAACCUAGUUUUGAUUAUGAUCAACAACAACAACUCCAAGAAAAUAACUCAUCAAAACUUCAGUCAUCAAAUUCCAAACACACACAAGAAAAGAGAAAGGGAGCUGGUUCAACUUCAGAGAAGCCACUUGAUGCCAAGACUUUGAGACGCUUAGCUCAAAAUAGAGAGGCUGCAAGGAAAAGCCGUCUGAGAAAAAAGGCUUAUGUACAACAAUUAGAGUCAAGUAGAAUUAAGCUUACUCAACUUGAACAAGAUCUUCAAAGAGCUCGAGCACAGGGAUUAUUUUUGGGUGCUUGCGGUGGUGCUUCCGGCAAUAUCAGUCCAGGUGCUGCAAUAUUUGAUAUGGAGUAUGGAAGGUGGCUAGAAGAUGACCAACGUCAUAUGACUGAGUUAAGAACAAGCCUUCAGGCACAUUUGCCUGAAGGCGAUCUUCGUAUGAUCAUUGACGGUUACAUCUCACAUUAUGAUGAGAUAUUUCGGUUGAAAGCCGUGGCAGCCAAGUCUGAUGUCUUCCACCUCAUCACUGGAAUGUGGACCACCCCGGCCGAGCGCUGCUUCCUUUGGAUGGGCGGGUUUAGACCCUCAGACCUCAUCAAGAUGUUGAUAGCACAAUUAGACCCGCUAACUGAUCAACAACUAAUGGGGAUAUACAGUCUCCAACAAUCAUCACAACAGGCCGAGGAAGCUCUGUCGCAAGGACUGGAACAAUUGCAACAGUCCCUCGUUGAUACCAUUGCCGGGAGUCCCGUAAUCGUCGAUGGUAUGCAACAAAUGGCUGUUGCCCUAGGCAAACUUUCCAACCUAGAAGGCUUUGUUCGUCAGGCUGAUAAUUUGAGACAACAAACACUUCAUCAGUUGAGAAGAACAUUAACAGUGAGACAAGCAGCCAGAUGUUUUGUUGUGAUUGGAGAAUACUAUGGUCGUUUAAGGGCUCUUAGUUCUCUUUGGGCUUCUAGACCAAGAGACACCAACAAUAAUAUUAAUCAGAGCAUGGUGGUUAAUGAUGAUACGACGUCGUGUCAAACUACAACAGAUUUACAAAUGGUUCAUCAUCAACAUCCACAUGAUCCCCAUCAUCAUCAUCAUUUCUCUUCCUUUUAAUUAUUAUUAUUAUUAUUAAUUAAUUAGAAUUAUAUAUAUAUAAAUUAAUUAAUCCUACUUAGCCACACCAUGCAUGGAGAGAUUUGGAGAUAAUAAUUAAUCUCUUUCAUCUAUAUUAUCUCUCUAUUUCUUUACAUUGGCUUUGCUUGGAUUUUCUUAAAUAUUAGUAGGACAUAUAUAUAUAAAUAUUUAUAUAUA
This is a messenger RNA of Cannabis sativa, 2398 nucleotides long. RefSeq names its product transcription factor TGA9. Gene Ontology annotation, biological process: DNA-templated transcription; regulation of DNA-templated transcription. NCBI's taxonomy places the organism in Eukaryota, Viridiplantae, Streptophyta, Magnoliopsida, Rosales, Cannabaceae. The record is from RefSeq and is a predicted model, not a curated record. Gene Ontology annotation, molecular function: sequence-specific DNA binding; DNA-binding transcription factor activity. Bases 596 to 2200 code for a protein of 534 amino acids. The transcript has 12 exons.